CAGGCCCCCGCUGGUUGUCAUGGCGACCAGCCACCCCGGGCCCAAGGCAGCAAAGCUCCCCUUGAUUGGCUGCGGGGCGGAGUCCAAUCGGCGAGUGGUGUGUUACGAGGCGCCAAGAUGGCGGUCAGACUAUGUUUUUGUCUCAAGAUGGGUAAGCACAUUAAUGUAGUGUCUUUGCAAUGACUUGGAGUGACCUGGUCUUAUUUUGACUGGAAGAUGUGGAGUGGACUGUUACCUCCAGGACUGAAUGAAAGUGAGGUUGAUUUAAGUUCUGAUGAUGGAAAUGCAUUGGAUAGUACAAUAUUCUUCUCAAAGGAAGACACAAAAGAAGAUAUUAAAGCAGUUCAGGUUUCUGAAUUGCAGAAGAGUGAACCUGAAUGUAUCACCAUCAAUAAACCUACUUUAAUAUCAGUGGCAGCAGGAGAAAAUGAAUGUCAAACAUGCCCUUCUGGAGUUUCUUUAAAUAUGUGGAAUAAAUUUUUGGAGCUUCAGAAGAAAAAACAUGAAAUGAAAGCCCAAGCAAAUCAGGGAAAAGGAGGUCAAAAAAGAAAGCGCAGCAGAAAAGGAAAACUGAAAAAGAAUAAUAAAGAAGUGACUGAGAGUCAGCAGUUGGCAAAUGAAGACCAAUGGAAAGAGCUUACACAAUACUUUGGAAUCAAUGACAGAUUUGAAUCACUUGUGAAUAGCAAGGCUCCACAAAAGUCUGGCCUUGAACUUAGCAUAGAGAAGUCUGUGGCUGAAGGCGACAUUGAUAAAGCUGAGGAGCUGAGUGAUAGAUUAGCCAUUCGUGAGCUUGGAGUGAAAAUUGCCAAAGCUGCUGCUUGCCGCAACUUUGUAAAAGCAAAACAAGAAGCAGAGGCUGCCCAGGAAGCUCGAAAGAAGAAGAAACUUGCUUGGGGAUUUGAAGCUAAGAAAAGGUGGGAAACAAAAAGCAACAUGGGAUACAUGUGACUCAUGUUUUCCUCGGGAGAUAUAUGCCUGUUUAUCUGAAGAAUCUUUGUAGCUUACUUUUUUUUUUAAUCUAAACCAAAAAAAGCUGCUAUUAAAAAAAAAAAAUCAUUAAAUUCUUUGUGUUUCUUCUAAUGCUGUUAGAGUACCGUAUCUUGUUUCAAGUUGCUAUUGCAAAGUAGCAGAAAUUUUAUAUACAUGUAUAUAACAGUAUCUUGACGUUUAGGUAGUAUUGUUCUCCAAAAUGUGAAAAUCUACGAUAAAGCAUUGUAGAUAAUACUAAUUUGGAGUCUGAGAGACAAUUCUGUAAAGCUGUAAUAAAAUAUUUGAUCCAGA
Messenger RNA from Rhea pennata, 1284 nucleotides. RefSeq names its product family with sequence similarity 204 member A (gene FAM204A). NCBI's taxonomy places the organism in Eukaryota, Metazoa, Chordata, Aves, Rheiformes, Rheidae. The coding region runs from base 217 to 951 and encodes 244 amino acids. The transcript has 8 exons. The record is from RefSeq and is a predicted model, not a curated record.